GUUGUAUGGGAUAUCAUUAUAGCGAGUGAUAUUUGGCUCGUUUGUUAGCGUUGAAAUAUUAUUGAUUAUUUUGACUUGAGGAAUUCUUGUUUUGAUUGUUUCGACGCCUUCAUGGUCUCAUAAUCAAAACGCCAAUCUAAAUUGAACUUUGUAGCUGCAACUGGACAAUGGACAGCAAAAUCAUAACCAUAUCAGUCUCAUUUUCUACAUUUCAUACUACCACUAAACCAGUAUAUAAAAAACAGCUGCAUCGGAUCAAAAAUAGUCAUAUCCCUAUACCGUUCAAGCAAUUUUCUGGUGGUUUACGCCCAGUAAUUAUUAUCUUACAGUCACUGACUUUGUUAAAAUGUUGACGUUAUUGGAUACUAACCAACCACUUCGAAAUAGUGGUGGAAUUUAUUCAUCAUGAGCGUUAUUGUGCUGGAGAUAAGUAUACAUACUUUCAUGAUGAUAGAAAUUUGUCUCCGAUCCAAUGAAUUUGGCAUCCAUUGACAAUAUCAUACGUGGGGCUCGACUUCACACAUCAUCAAAUGACUCGAGUUAUCAAAAUUUUUUGGAUCGUUUAGUUUUACCUGGAAUGGUUUUUGAAUUAUCUGGACCUUAUGAUGGGCCUGUAUCAUGGUCUAUUGGUCCAGGUCUUGUCUGUGUGCCGAUGUCUAGAAUGAAACCUGGAGUGGGAAAAAACAAAAUGGUGGAUUCGAUUUUAGUAAGACAGUUCGGAAUCUUAAAAUUCAAAUGUAAGAAGUUGGAAGGAACAGACUCAACGGAUACAAUCAAGCGUUUUAAACUGGGAAAUUCAUUGAGUGAUUUGAGGUCAGAAAAUUUCAUUUGGGUAGAAUGCCUUGUGUCUAAUGGUUCAGUAACUACAUUACUUCCACUUACUCGUCUCUCAUACCGUUGUCAUGUGGGACAGUUUCAGCCAGAGGACAAGGUUAUUGGCGUUGUAAUGAAAAAAGCUGGUGAAUCGUUUGUAGUUGAUAUAGGUUGUGCUUCUCCGGCUAUUCUCAAUUACUUAUCAUUCGAAGGUUCUUCUAAAAAGAAUCGUCCUGACAUUAAUGCAGGUGAUGUUCUUUAUGCCAUGAUUACACGAGCCGACAGAGAUUUAGAGAUUGAAUUGUCAUGUGUUGAUGAGGCGGGGAAAGCUUGUGGAAUGGGUAUCCUUGGUCGCCAUGAACCUGGAACUGUUGGUAAUGCUGGAGGUCGGUCUGGUGGUAUACUGUUACACUGUACGCAAGAUUUGGUCAGGCGGUUAGGCAAUCAAGAUGAAUUUCCUCUAUUAAAACUUUUAUCUAAGGUGUAUCCUUUUGAAAUAUUCCUAGGUGCAAAUGGACGAAUAUGGUUAACAGCUGGUUCUGCUAGAGAAAUAAUGAUAUUAGCCAAUGCAAUAGCUAUUACUGAACAUAUAUCAACGAAUGAAUGUUGUCAAUUAGCUAAAGAACUUUGUUAAGUCUUUUUUACAUUUUGAUAAAAUGUCUUUUUUUCUCUUCUUUAAAUUAAAUUUGAAUAUUGUACAUAUUUAUAUUGAUAUUGUACAUUUGUAAGUCUAUUUUGUAUGUAAUAGAUUAAAGUUUACUUUGUUUUAAAAAAAAAAUUGUUAGUUGAGAAAUAAUACAUGGAAGUAAAGUUAAUUGGAA
Molecule: messenger RNA, 1634 nt
Organism: Schistosoma curassoni
Lineage: Eukaryota; Metazoa; Platyhelminthes; Trematoda; Strigeidida; Schistosomatidae
Source: the annotation of a GenBank genome assembly